CAUUAAUUGGGCUAAACCACAAAGGCUUGAUCCGCUCCACUCCCCAUUUCAUUAUUCUCUUCAACGUCUCUUCCUCUUGUGUCUAGUUUUCCAUUGCUAUUGUUGACAGUUUUCUCAUUAGAAAUCAAAAUUUUCAUUUUCAGUUGAAGGUAGGACCUGAGAAUUUGCAAAGAUGGAAGAAAAACCACCGCGCUCUCAUCUCAAGCGCCAUCUCUUCGAUGAUGACGAUUCCAACAAACCUCCCGCGCUGAAGAGGAUUAGGUUUCCCAAGGGAAAGAAGGUAAAGCCUGGAGAAGAAGCAGUGAACCGAGUUGAUGUUGAAGACGGUUCUGGUAACUUGCAAGAUCCCCGUCUCGCUGCUAAGGAGCGUUCCAAGCGCCGCAAUCAAAUUACUACUGAAUUAUUCACCGAAGAUGGACGUGGAAUGCUUAAUGAUAUCACCUUAGCUGAAGUUGCCUAUGAGGAUAAUGAGAACUUCAUCGACGAUGGAAUUCAAAUAGAACCUUUCAAUCUAGACAAAGAAAGAGAAGAAGGAUACUUUGAUGCAGAUGGAAACUUUGUUGAAUAUGUCAAUAACAAUGGAAUCAAGGAUGCGUGGUUUGAUAGUGUUGAAGCUGAUGUACAAUAUACGGGAAAAGCAUUUACUACAACAAAUGGUGAAGAUAAUGAAGUUGUUGCACAGGAUCUUUCUGCCCAAGACAUUGGGAUAAUAAAGAGACGUAUUGCCAAUGUGCUUGAGCCUGGAGAAACGGUUUUGCAAGCUUUGAGAGGGUUGAAAGGACCUUCAAGUAACAGAAAGGAGAAAAUGUCAGCUGAGACAAAGCGUGUAUUUGACCAGCUAACUGAGGAUGCCAUGAAGUUGAUGGAGAAUGGUGACUACAAUGUGUACCAUGAGAAGCAGGAGGUUUUCCAGCGUGAGGCAGAGGGAUAUGAGAAGUUAGCUCUAGCCAGGGGAAAGAGCAUAUCUGCAAAUGUUGUGCUGGAAAAUUCUGAUCCUAACUUGGGAAGUGACAUGCUUACUGAUAUUAAUAAUCCUGGAACUGCUUCCGUACUCCCUGACCCAGCUGUGGGUACUUCAAAUUCAAGUCUAACUGCUGCAGAAGUUUCAAGCGAUGCUGCCGAUGGUUAUGAUAUGUUUGCAGAUGAUGAGGAUGAUGAAAAUCUUAAGCAGUCAUCUGAGGCUAAUUCUAAUGCAUUCAUUCAAUCAUCAUCAAAUGCUGUGAACACAUUUUCUGAGACUGGAGAUGUGCUAAAUGAUUAUGUCUAUGAUGAAUCUUCAGGGUACUACUACAGUAGCACUCUGGGGUGUUAUUAUGAUCCAUCUACAGGACUAUACGGCUCAGCAGCAUCAGGGCAAUGGUAUUCCUUUAAUGAGUCAACUGGCACAUAUGAUGAAGUUACGGAGGUUGCAUCUGCUACAAAUUGAGAACUUGAGAGUUACUGCUGUUGGUGAGGAUGUUGUACAGGCUGUAAAUGUGUGAAAUUGGCAUCCUAAGUCGGUUUCAUUCAGUAAGCUCCAUAUUGUUUACUUCCUUUGAAAUCUAACCAUUAUAAAGUUAGUAUACUGUCCUUGUUUGCA
This is a messenger RNA of Gossypium raimondii (Peruvian cotton), 1579 nucleotides long. RefSeq names its product SUPPRESSOR OF ABI3-5. Bases 173 to 1426 code for a protein of 417 amino acids. The transcript is spliced from 10 exons. Lineage: Eukaryota; Viridiplantae; Streptophyta; Magnoliopsida; Malvales; Malvaceae. Gene Ontology annotation, cellular component: U5 snRNP. The record is from RefSeq and is a predicted model, not a curated record.